AUGAGUGCUAUCAUACGAUGGGCAGCGUCAUUGAAUGAGUGUGUCGCAAGGUCGUCAUUUGGCCGCAUAUUUCGUCUUGAAGGAUGCGAACAUGACAACGAGAUCAAGAAUGCAAAGUUUACGACGGAGGUGCGAGCGGGACUUACCACUUUCUUCACGAUGGCCUACAUCAUUGCUGUGAACGCGUCAAUUCUGUCCGACACCGGUGGUAAUUGUGUAUGCAAUGAUCCCGAUGACCGAUAUUGUCUAAACGACAAUAAGGAAUACGACAUCUGUGUCCAAAAUCUCCACAGAGAUCUAAUCACCGCCACAGCGGCCAUGGCCGGCUUAUCCUCAUUUCUGUUCGGCUUCCUGACAAACAUGCCCGUCUGCUUAGCGCCUGGUAUGGGUCUCAAUGCCUAUUUUGCCUAUCAAGUUGUCGGACAUCAUGGCAGAGGUCCCAUCUCCUACAGUCUUGCUCUCACAGCUGUGUUCCUCGAAGGUCUCAUCUUCAUCUUCUUGUCCUUGAUUGGCAUGCGACAAUGGCUCGUCAAGGUCAUUCCAAGCUCUCUCAAGAUCGCAGCUGCUUGUGGUAUCGGCCUGUACCUUGCCGAAAUCGGGCUGAGCAGUGCCUCUGGUAUUGGUGCCAUUAGCGGUGCGGCACAAACUCCCCUCACUAUUGCGGGUUGCCCAGACAAAUACAAGAACGAAAUGGGAGAAUGUCUGAGUCACAAGAUGACUUCUCCAACUAUGUGGCUCGGAAUCAUGUGUGGUGGUGUUAUCACAGCUUAUCUCAUGAUGUUCAAAGUCAGGAGUGCUAUGAUCGUCGCCAUACUGCUCGUGUCCGUCAUUUCAUGGCCACGAGACACACCGGUCACGUAUUUUCCGGCUACCGAACUGGGUGACCACCGAUGGGAUUUCUUCAAGCAGGUGGUCAACUUUCGGCCCAUCAGACAUACACUGAACUCAUUGGACUGGGAUUUGAGGAAAGCGCCUGGCCACUUUGCAGUGGCUCUCUUCACGUUUCUCUACGUCGACAUCAUUGAUUGUACUGCUACGCUAUAUAGCAUGGCGCGGUUCUGUGGCGUCGUCGAUCCGGAAACUGGAGACUUUCCUCGUUCGACUCUGGCGUACUGCACAGAUGCAACAUGCAUUUCGAUUGGAGCUCUCCUUGGCACAUCCCCUGUUACCGUAUUCGUCGAAUCCGGAGCUGGUAUCGCGGAAGGUGGGAAGACGGGGCUGACUGCGAUUACUUGUGGUACCUGCUUCAUCAUCUCCAUGUUCUUUGCCCCUAUCUUCGCUUCGAUUCCACCAUGGGCGACCGGGUGCACUUUGAUCCUUGUUGGAUGCCUCAUGAUGCGCCAAAUCGUGUCGGUAAACUGGCGAUACAUUGGCGAUGCCGUCCCAGCAUUCGUCACUGUAAUGUUUAUUCCGUUCGGCUACAGCGCAGCAUAUGGUCUGAUCGCGGGCAUGAUGAUCUACACCGCCCUCAACGGCUUGGUGUACAUCACCAAGAUCGUCUCUGGCGGAUAUAUUGUACCCGAAGACGAAGAUCAUCGGGAAUAUUGGACAAUAACGCCACAUGGUAGACGGCCAUGGUUUGUCGGUGCUAGCGUCUGGCUAGCAGACCGUCUCAACCACAACGCGAAGAGGGAAAAGGAUGACAAUGCGUCGAUUCGGAGCUCGGGAUCGAGGUGGGAGAACCAGGGUCGCAUCGCGUCGUAUGGCUCCAGUCGCGAGUUGCAGGCUAUCACUACGCAUCCACUGCUAACGGAUCCGCGGCAAGAGAAGGUGCUGAGGAAGAUCUGUCGUCAAAAGUAUACAGACACCCAAGCGUGGCUCAAGGUUUCGCAGUCCGUUCCACCAGCGCACGAUGGAAUACCCUUCGAAGCAUGUCGGACUCCCCACCAGGCCCGGCGCACAUCACCAAUGAAGCGACAGAUCAACGCAACCCAUUACGUCGUCGGUCGAUCUCCCGCUUUCCGCGCCUCACUCCAGCUCUCAAUACAGGAUUGA
This is a messenger RNA of Plenodomus lingam JN3, 1995 nucleotides long. The record is from RefSeq and is a predicted model, not a curated record. NCBI's taxonomy places the organism in Eukaryota, Fungi, Ascomycota, Dothideomycetes, Pleosporales, Leptosphaeriaceae.